UGUACCGCGGAAUACACCUAACAAUUGCUUUCAUACGACGGUAUGCCGGUACCUAUCUCAAACAUUUUUUUGCUUGAUAUCUCAACUCAUCGCUUCAGAUCACAUCAACCACGACAACAACAACAACAAUGCACACAACUGUAGAUUAGGAACAGACAUUAGCUCUGAUUUCGGAAUUACUACGAUGCUGCGAGGUGAGUGUUUGAAGCGCCAGCUAGGCAGCCAGCCAGCAGCUGCAGCAUAAUAUCAGACGUCGCGUUGAAGAUGAAACGACGACAUGUUGAAAUGUUCGUUAUCAUUUUCCACAAUUCAGUUGAAGAGUUCUUCUGAUCGGGAUACGAUAGUUAAGCGGAUUUUUCAUAAAAUCGUUAAAUUCGAAAAAAAGCUUUAUUGUUUGGAAAAACGGAGAGAAUAAAUCGGAAAAUUUCAAGACGUAUAUAAAAGGAUAAUGAGAAGAAUGUUUUAAAAUAAUUUCGAAGUGAAAAAUAACAAUUGAAUGUAAAUGAAAUUAAAAUUAUAAAAAAAAAUCCAGACUGGAAAUAAGUGCAGUAGAUCCAAAUAAAAGAGUUAAAGUCAAUAAGAAGAAAGUUAAAGUUGUAAUAGCCUACCAUUGACUUUGGAUUAUUGACUGACAUUUACGAUAAAAAAAUAAAUAAAUAAAUAAAUAAAUAAAAUAAGAAACAACACCUGAAGGAUUAAGAGAGUAUACGAACUUGGCUGCCAAGAUACCAACAUGAAUAGCAAUCUGGAAAAAUUGACUCAAAAACAGAUAAAUCUUCUGCAGGCAGAGGAGGGUACUUCGACUAAACAGUCUAUCCUUUAUGCCAAGGAUAAUGUCUCCAUUUCGGAUGUGACCAGCAGUGAGUCCGGCACCAUACGCGACAAAUGGGGUAAUGAAAUUGAGUUUUUAUUCUCCUGUAUUGCCUUGUCCGUGGGUUUGGGUAAUGUUUGGCGUUUUCCCUUCAUUGCCCUGGCCAAUGGAGGUGGGGCAUUUGUUAUACCCUAUGUUAUUGUUUUGCUGCUCAUCGGUAGACCGGUCUAUUAUAUGGAGGUGAUAUUGGGCCAGUUUUCCAGUCGGGGAUGUGUUAAGGCAUUUGGUAUGGUGCCGUUGAUGAAGGGCAUUGCCUAUGGCCAGGUGUAUUCCACCGCCGUGGCCACCACCUAUUAUGCCAGCAUCAUGGCCCUGACCAUCAAGUAUUUGAUUUCCUCCUUUGCCGACAUUUUGCCUUGGACCUAUUGCCGUCCGGAAUGGGGAGCCCAGUGUAUUGCCACCUCGGAGGCUGUACCACAAACGACGAAUGAAACCCUCAGCAAACAUGUCUCCUCAGCUGAGUUGUUUUUCACCAAAUCCGUUCUACGUGAAGCCGACUCCCUCGAAGAGGGUCUGGGCUGGCCCAGUUGGGAUUUGGUAUUUUGUCUAAUGGCUGCUUGGACUCUAAUUGCCAUCAUAUUAAUCAAAGGUAUACGCAGUUCGGGUAAGGCAUCCUAUUUCCUGGCUCUCUUUCCCUAUGUGGUUAUGUUUGUGCUGCUGUGGCGGGCGCUUACAUUGCCAGGAGCCUUGGAUGGAAUUGUGUACUUUUUGAAACCACAAUGGGAUCAGCUUUUAAAUCCACAAGUCUGGUACAAUGCCAUAACCCAAAUGUUCUUCUCCUUGGCCAUAUGUUUUGGUACUCUGGUCAUGUAUGCCUCCUUUAAUAAUUUUCGCAAAAAUGUUUACAGGGAUGUCAUUAUCAUCACCAGCGUGGAUUCCGUUACCUCCAUUCUGGCUGGCUGUAUUAUAUUCGGCAUACUGGGCAAUCUGGCCUAUGAAACGAACACCUCGGAUAUUUCCAAAGUCGUAAAGGGAGGAGCCGGCCUGGCCUUCAUUUCCUAUCCCGAGGCCAUAGCCAAAUUCAAACAUUUACCCCAGGUCUUUGCGGUGCUGUUCUUUUUGAUGCUGCUGGUGUUGGGCAUGGGCAGCAACGUUGGUAUGGCUUCGUGUGUGAUAACGGUAAUAAAGGAUCGCUUCACAUUUCUGUCACACUGGAUGUUGGCCAUAGCCAUGGCAGUGGUGGGUUUUGUGUGUGGCCUUGUCUACAUGACCCCCGGAGGACAAUUCAUUUUGAAUUUGGUGGAUUUCUUUGGCUGUUCGUUUAUUGCCCUCUUCUUGGCCAUUGCCGAACUGAUGACGAUUGCCUGGAUUUAUGGUGUCAAACGUUUGUGCCAGGACAUUGAAUUUAUGUUGGGCGUAAAAACUGGCCUCUACUGGCGCAUUUGUUGGGCUCUCAUCACUCCCGGCUUGAUGUUUGCCGUCUUGGUUUACACUCUGAUUACCCUGGAACCAUUGACCUACAAUGGUGUUGGCUAUCCGGUUAGUGUUUACAAUGUGGCCUGGAUUUUAUGGGCCAUUGGUGUAGCUCAAUUGCCACUGUGGGCCAUUCAUGCCAUUUACAAACAAAGAGGCAGCAGUUUUAUGGAGAAAUUCCAAAAUUCAUUGAAACCCUGUCGCAACUGGGGCCCAGCGGAUCCAAAACUCUAUCAAGAGUAUUUGGUUUUUAGGAAUAAUUUACCUGAAGCUGAUGCACUGCCGAGAGAGCAUCCCCCUUCAUUGUGGUCUAGAUUUUGUAAUAAUAUCUUCCACUGAGUUAAGAUUUGGGACUCUUUUUAGUUUUUAGGUAUUUCCUGGUAUUCAUGGAUGGGAAUGGAGUACCCCAUACCCCAUAUUGCCGUCUACAUACCAUAUCCUAGAUAGCUGAUAUUUUGUAGUGUUCUUUAGAUAAAUAAUAACACAUAGUUUUAGUUCAACCAUAGACUUAAUAAUGUAUAGAGCAUGAAUUGAUCCCUUCUAUUUGCCCUGUUGCAGAACCUGUAAGAAUCUACUAGUUUUGCAAUGUAUUUAUUUUCGAUAUCAUAAACGAAAAAUUGGUUAUCCUAGUAAAAAGUUUAAGAUUCUUGCAGUUCUGGAACAUAGCAAUUAUAAUCGAAAGAAAAAACCAUCCACAGAUGUCGCUCAUGCCGUUCGAAGGGCUUUAUGUGUCCAAAAUGUUAAACAUACUAAUUUUUAUAAAUUAAAAGGAAUGCUUGAGCACAUAUAAACAGUACAACACAUGACGUCAUCGACAAAUUUAUAAACCAAAAAAUGGAUUUCUGAAAUAACAUUUUUUCGAAGUUGAGUUGGCUGGUUGCCGCAAAACUGUUGCAGCGCCCUCUGUUGCAAAAUAACAGAAAAAAGCACUUCCCUCUGUCAAUACAUUAUUUAGUCUAUGGUUUAACAUCCCUAAACAAACAUUAUGGUGUCCUUGCAACAAGGAUUCUAAAUAGAAUAAUGACAAAAAUUAUUCAAAUGUCAAUGAUGUGCUUAUAUAUAUUAGAAAAAAAAAAAUAGGUUAAGAAGUAAAUGUUAUUAGGUAU
This is a messenger RNA of Musca domestica (house fly), 3390 nucleotides long. Its product is annotated as sodium-dependent nutrient amino acid transporter 1. The transcript has 8 exons. Gene Ontology annotation, biological process: sodium ion transmembrane transport. Gene Ontology annotation, cellular component: membrane. The coding region runs from base 734 to 2623 and encodes 629 amino acids. The record is from RefSeq and is a predicted model, not a curated record. NCBI's taxonomy places the organism in Eukaryota, Metazoa, Arthropoda, Insecta, Diptera, Muscidae. Gene Ontology annotation, molecular function: L-amino acid transmembrane transporter activity.